Molecule: messenger RNA, 1260 nt
Organism: Didymella exigua CBS 183.55
Lineage: Eukaryota; Fungi; Ascomycota; Dothideomycetes; Pleosporales; Didymellaceae
Product: transport protein particle component
Exons: 2
Coding region: 345-1148 (267 amino acids)
Biological process (GO): endoplasmic reticulum to Golgi vesicle-mediated transport; regulation of GTPase activity
Cellular component (GO): cis-Golgi network; trans-Golgi network; TRAPP complex
Source: RefSeq, a predicted model, not a curated record
GGAAGCAUGAACGCGUCGAGGAUGCUCUUUCUUCGCCAAGCAAUGACAUCGGACCCUGACGAUCGGCCGCGGCUCAAGUGCAUCAACUCACCCACAACAUCAGAAGCACAACACUGAAGCUCGCCAUAGCUCAGCACGGCAUAUCCAGCAUAUCCAAUCCCUCUGUAUUCUCAAGUCCACCCACACGACCUCACUACACUUACGCACGACCGUACUGCACACGAUCUUGAGCAUCUCAAAGCUCGCACCCCUCGAAGCUACGUCUACGAAGCCCCCAUCUCAGCGUCAAUUGAGGGUCGCUACCGUGACACAAUCGCAACAACUCGAAACAGAUCUCGCUCAAGAUGGCGCAACCAGUACAAGCUCCCACCGACACACCAACCUCCUAUAUCGACCCCACAUUCUCCCUACUCAACUCGACAUGUCUGGACCUGCUCCUGAUCGAGCUCGUACCCAUGGCAUACCGAAUAACCGCUGACCUAGCAGCGCGAGAAGAGGAGUGGACCGGCACAUCAACUACAAAAGCAAAUAGACUAUCGUCACACAGCAACGACGCAAGCAGCACAGCAGCAGCAGGCGGCGGCGCAGGGACAACAGGCGGCGGCGGGACCUUAACGGUCGACGAGGAAGAAUCGCGCGAGGCGGUGUUCCACAGACUAGAGAGCCUAGGGUACCGCGUCGGCCUCGGGGUCGUAGAACGAUUUUCUCGCGACACUCCCCGCCCCACCACGCCACUCGACUGCAUAAAAUUUCUGUGCAAAGACCUCUGGACGCUCUUAUUCCGCAAGCAAAUCGACAACCUCAAGACCAACCACCGCGGCAUCUAUGUCCUGACAGACAACACGUUCAAGCCACUCACACGGAUGAGUUUCGACACGAAAAAGUAUACGCCGGAGGUGCAAGUUCGCAUCAACGAGGCCGCGGAACGCAUGCUGAGGGAGGGCGACGCGGACGGGAAUGGGAUAAAUGAGAUGGGGCUGGGGCGCGAGGCCAACAGUAUUGGGAGGGUGCAGCCGUUUUUGUACUUCCCGGCGGGUGUGGUGCGAGGGUGUUUGGAGGGCUUGGGGAUUAGGGCGAGUGUGCAGGCUGAGUGUAGUGCGCUGCCGAGUGCGACGUUCCAAAUCAGGACGGCAGGGGCGAAGAAUUGAGUCAAGAUAGAGGAGCAUGCAUGAUGUGAUUCAGCGGCAUUGGGCGGCGUUUGGAGCAUAGCGACUUGAUCAACGCCUCGUCACGGACAAGGCAUCUUUGUCUUCAAAGAUU